This is a messenger RNA of Otolemur garnettii (small-eared galago), 1490 nucleotides long. It is a transcript of the gene SCRN2, whose product is annotated as secernin 2. Gene Ontology annotation, molecular function: cysteine-type exopeptidase activity; dipeptidase activity. The record is from RefSeq and is a predicted model, not a curated record. Gene Ontology annotation, biological process: proteolysis. Bases 60 to 1343 code for a protein of 427 amino acids. The transcript has 8 exons. Lineage: Eukaryota; Metazoa; Chordata; Mammalia; Primates; Galagidae.
CUUCCAGGUCACCUGGGAACUUCUGCCCAGUGGGACGAAUCUGACCUGAAACCGAGGAGAUGGCAGAGUCGAGCUCUGACGCCCCAUGUUCCUGCGACUGCUUUGUCUCCUUGCCCCCGGCCUCCGCCAUCCCAGCCGUGAUCUUUGCCAAGAACUCAGACCGACCGCGGGACGAAGUUCAGGAGGUGGUGUUUGUACCAGCAGGCACGCAUACCCCUGGGAGCCGACUCCAGUGCACCUACAUUGAGGUGGAACAGGUGCCAAGUACGCAUGCUGUGAUUCUGAGCCGCCCUUCUUGGCUGUGGGGUGCUGAGAUGGGUGCUAACGAGCAUGGCGUCUGCAUUGGCAACGAGGCUGUGUGGACCAAGGAGCCAGUUAGAGAGGAAGAAGCCCUGCUGGGCAUGGACCUACUCAGGCUGGCUUUAGAACGGAGCAGCUCCUCCAAGGAAGCCUUGGGUGUGAUCACAGACUUGCUGGAGCGCUAUGGGCAAGGGGGUAGCUGCCGAGAAGACCCUGCACCAUUCUGCUACCAUAACACCUUCCUGCUGGCUGACCGCAAUGAAGCAUGGGUCCUGGAGACAGCUGGAAGGCUCUGGGCUGCACAGAAGAUUGAGAGUGAGGAGGGGGUCCGCAACAUCUCCAACCAACUAAGCAUUGGCACAGAAAUCUCGGCUGAACACCCUGAGCUUCGGACCCAUGCCCAGGCUGAGGGCUGGUGGCACGGCCAGGGCACCUUUGACUUUGCUCAGGUAUUCUCCCUGACCCGGCAGCCUGUGCGCAUGGAGGCUGCCAAGGCCCGAUUCCGGGCUGGGCGGGAGCUGCUGCAGCAACAGUCAGGGGGUAUUACAGCAGAAGUGAUGAUGGGCAUCCUCAGGGACAAGAACAGUGGUAUCUGUAUGGACUCUGGAGGCUUCCGCACCACAGCCAGCAUGGUGUCCAUCCUGCCACAGGACCCCACACAGCCCUGUGUGCAUUUCCUCACUGCCACACCAGACCCCUCCAGGUCAGUGUUCAAACCUUUUAUCUUUGGGGUGGGGGUGGCCCAGGCCCCCCAGGUGCUGUCCCCUACUUUUGGAGCACAGGACCCUGUUCGGACCCUGCCUCGAUUCCAGACUAAGGUAGAUCGCCGGCACACCCUCUACUCUGGACACCAGGUGGCCCUGGGGCUGAUGGAGAGUGAUCAGGAACGGGGGCAGCAGCUCCGGCAGAAACAGCAGGAUCUGGAGCAGGAAGGCCUGGAGGCUGUUCAGGGGCUGCUGGUUGGCAAGCAGGCUCCAGCCCUCCAAGAACUGGGCUGCCUCUUCCAGACCUUUGUGGAGAGGGAGAGCCAGGUGUAUGCCUAAGGACCUAGCUCCUCCAGGACCCUGGAGCAACUGCCCGGAGCUGGGCUAGUGGGAUCAGAGCAAUCCCAUCAUUCCCCUCAGCCUUGUUCUGAGUGACCAACUUGGUCUUUACUUUAAUAAAUGUGAUUUAUUUCCUUGUUUGGUAAA